Striga asiatica is the source of this 1086-nucleotide messenger RNA. NCBI's taxonomy places the organism in Eukaryota, Viridiplantae, Streptophyta, Magnoliopsida, Lamiales, Orobanchaceae. The record is from the annotation of a GenBank genome assembly.
AACAACAAUCAUCAGGAAAACACUAAUGCAGGAACCAUUGGCAUUGGCCUCAGUGUUCUUUUUUCACACGCUUUUUCGGUGAUUGCUUUUUUUGUGAUGGACCAAAAAGGGCAUUGGUCAGGGCCGAAGUCGAGCUCCAAUUCUUCCACAUCAGACAACAGGAUUCCCAGCCGUUCCAAAGUAGAAAGGCUUGAGGUGACGCACAACGGAAUCACGGAUACGCUCUAUAUGUCACAGUUGAAGGAGACAAAUAAUCAAUAUGCCCAGGAAUUCCAUUGCUUCCUCUGUCUUUGUUGUGAAAACUCCAGAGUUACUUUGAUGAGCUUUGCCAACUGUCUUUGGUAUGAAGACUCCAGAGUUAGUUUGAGCUUUGCCGAUUGUGACAUCGAGCAAAGACAACAGAAACAAAAAUCGCGGUCAAGCUACAGACUGCCGGUGUGUCAUCUCCAUAAUGUUCCACGAGGAUUUUUGCGAUCUUUCCCAAUGGCAAUGUCAAGAAGCUUAACAGUACGAACCUCCAGACUUUGGCCUCACCGUUCUUGUUUCACACACUUUCGUAACGACGGUCCGAAUAGACCAUCGGUCAGCGCUGAAGUCGAGGCCAGAGAAGCCUUCAAAAUGCUCAGAGCCUACAUUACCUCUUCCAAUCCAACGUUAAGCUCCAAUUCUUCGACAUCAGACAACGGUAUUCCAAGCUGGUCCAAAGUAGAAAGGCUUGAGGUGACACACAAUGGAGUGACGAAAUUGUCUAAACACGUAACACCAGUGUUGGUCCCCAGAAGUGACAAAGCGCCACCGAGUGGGAUCCAUGACAUUCAAUAUCAUCUUCUUCUCACAGUUGGAAACAGUUGCUUCCUCUGUCUUGGGGAUGAAAACUCGAGAGUUAGUUUGAGCUUUGCCGAUUAUGGCAUCGGUCAAAGGAGUCCACUUACCUCAUUAUAUCCGAACGUCACAUUCCUCAUCUCAGUCCCUUUGGUGUCACUAAUACCAAGUUCCGCUAGAGUCCUCAACACCGACCCCACCACAUUAGGAGCCAGUCGCAUAUCAUCACCGAUUAUGAAGGAAGCACCUUUCGUGCAAAAAGCU